AUGUUCGGGACAAUGUUAGGAUAUAAAGUUUUUCUUCUUACUUUUGUUAUAUCGUGUGCAUCCGCGAUAGAUUUACCGGAUUUUUUGCAAGUCUGCAGUAGAAAUGAUCCUAAUCUCAAUGACUGCAUAAGAAGAAGUACUGACUAUCUGAAACCAUAUUUAGUAACUGGUGUACCUGAGUAUCAUAUUCCGUCGCUGCAGCCGUUAUUGCUGGAUGAUCUCGUUGGUGAAGGCCAUGGUGUCAAAUGUACGUGCAAGAAUAUUAAAGUUUUUGGAGCAGCUGACUAUUCUGUUAAAUAUAUCAAUGUGGACUUGGCUACACUAGAAUUCAAAGUUGAUAUUUUGCUACCGCACUUGUACGUCGAAGGAACGUAUGAAGUCGAUGGAAAAGUUUUAUUGUUACCAGUUACAGGAAGCGGAGGUUGGCAAGGUAACUUUACAGGCUGUGAUGCAUCGGUCACUUUUACAGCAUCGACAAAUCCCGACGCUUCUGGAGUUAAACAAUUUCAUAUUGAGCAAUUCGAUCUUAAAGUAACAGUAAGCAACGGUUAUUUACACUUUGAAAAUCUUUUCAAUGGUGACAAAACGAUUGGGGAUCUUGUUAAUCAGGCGAUAAACGCUAACUUUAAUGUUUUUCUACGUGAAAUUAUGCCCUUAGUCGAACAUACGCUGUCGUCAACUUUUAGAGAUAUCGGCAAUGGUAUUGUUAAUCCUUUCAGCUAUGAUCAACUUUUCCCAAUGUAA
This is a messenger RNA of Cotesia congregata, 744 nucleotides long. The record is from the annotation of a GenBank genome assembly. Lineage: Eukaryota; Metazoa; Arthropoda; Insecta; Hymenoptera; Braconidae.